AUGGACAUCCCUGAAUCAGUCCAACCAACAGUCAACAAGAUGGACAUUGAUGAUUCCCCUGUUGUCGAACCAGAACCCAGCGCCCCUUCAUCACCACCUCCCCCUCCUUCAAACCCUCGAUGCUCCAUCUGUCUCCACUCCCAAAGCCCAGGCCCAUCUUCUGCUUUCAUCUCCAGUGUCCACACUGCUAACACCUUAGACGACAUUGAGGAGGAUGUUGAAAAUGGUGAUGACAAAAUGCCUAGCAGGUCGAGUCCAAUUCCAGUGCUGUUAUCUGAAGCAAUCAGAAUGCGCAUUUCCAAAUGA
This is a messenger RNA of Laccaria bicolor S238N-H82, 306 nucleotides long. RefSeq lists its product as uncharacterized. NCBI's taxonomy places the organism in Eukaryota, Fungi, Basidiomycota, Agaricomycetes, Agaricales, Hydnangiaceae. The record is from RefSeq and is a predicted model, not a curated record. The coding region runs from base 1 to 306 and encodes 101 amino acids. The transcript is spliced from 2 exons.